AGGGAGUCAAAAGCCUUAACUAUAUGGUCACUAUUCAUCGCAACCAAUAAGAAAACGCUACCCCCACCCGAACACACCCGCAUCUCUCUCUUCCCCCUCAACUUGUUUCCUGAUUCAAAGAUCUGUCUCGUAUGAUUCUCUGGCCAUGGCGGAACCAACGGAACCAUGCACGUCUUCUUCAUUGGGGAGGGACCCAAGCACCGUGAUUCACCCAAGACGCGAGCCCUUCGAGCACGGCCUCUUGCCAAUCCCACGCCUCAUCUUCUCCGGCCCCACGCAAACCCUAAUUCCGUUGAAGCAGAAACUACUAGAAUUAUCCUCCAACCACCGAGUCAACUCCGAGGCCAUCUCCGAGUCGUUGCAGAUCUCCAUUGAGCACGCCAGACUCGUCCUCACUACCCUUGCCUCGGUUCUGCACUCCGAUUCUGAACCUCUCGUCUCUGCCAAGCUCGACGAAAUCGACGCCGUCGGCGCCGAUGUCCAUGAUCUGGUUUUGUUCCUCUAUAUUCAAUCCUACAAGAGGCUCCUGCCGCGGACGCACAAGGACUCCGUCGCCGUCGCCGAUGUCUGGCCUUCAACUUCAGCCUUCGAUGGCUACUUAUCCGCUCUGUCGCCGCUUCAGCUUGUGCGCAGCAACACUAGGCGGUUCAUGCCAUCGCAGGCUGAUGAAGAGGUACAUCAGUUAUCAUAUCUGCAAAAGCACUUGGCUAACAUCCUGUCCCUUCUAGCUGAGCCUGCAGAGGGGGAAGGGGAAGAAUCUCUGGUUUUAACCAUGGAUAGAUUUGAGCAUCUUGGUUUUCUAAUUCAGUUUGGUGAUAAGGGAUCUGAAGGAAAUUCUUUGAGUCAAUCUUCUCCCUUUUUUGCAAACUCAGACCCUGACAUGCCUGCUGUUCCAGUUCCUGCUACACAAAUUCAUGAUUGGCUUCUGCAGAAUAUAGCUGCUGCUUUGGAAUAUAUUUCUGAACGGACUUCUUCAAAGGAAAAUGGCCCAGCUAGUGCCUCUGAUCAGGAUGUUACUAUGACUGAUGCAUGCACUGUCUCAGUCAAUAAGGUCUCAGCUAGUAGUAGAGGUGCAAGUUUCGUUGAAGGGAUCUCUAAAUCGUCUUAUGUAAAGCAUGCACCUGACAUUAAAGGUUCCUCUGUUAAGGUUCUAAAUUGCCAUGAGUCUGCCAUCUACAUCUUAGCACCUUUGAGAUUUGCCACUGUGUAUGGAUGUUCAGAUGCAACAAUAGUUCUAGGAGCAGUUGGGAAGGCUGUGAGAGUGGAACACUGUGAACGGGUUCAUGUAAUUGUAGCAACAAAACGUAUUUGUAUUGCUAACUGUCGUGAAUGUGUUUUCUUUUUGGGAGUGAACCAGCAACCUCUUAUUAUUGGUGAUAACCAUAAACUGCAGGUGGCUCCAUAUAAUACUUUUUACACUCAAUUGGAGGAGCAUAUGAAUGAGGUUGGAAUUGUACCCACAGUUAACCGGUGGGAUGAACCUCUAGCAUUGAGCAUGGUUGAUCCCCAUGAUUCAUUAUCUCAUCCAGCGGGUGUGUCUGAUGUUCAAGCUGAGUCUGCUACUCGAGUGGACCCUGAUCAAUUCACUAAUUUUGUGAUACCAAAUUGGCUUGGAGGAGAGUCUACUGGGUCAACGAAAGACAACCCAUUCACACUACCAGAUGCUUAUGUGGCAUCUCAGCAAAAAAAUCAAAAAAAUUUAGGGGAGAUAAGGCAACUCCUACGAGAAGCACCUUUAGAUGAAAGUCGUAAGCGAGAAUUGUCAUCUGCACUCCAUGUGUAUUUCAAAGACUGGUUAUAUGCUUCCGGAAACAUUCGUCAGCUCUAUUGUCUACAAGGCGAUUGAUCUUUGUCAGACAAUGCAACGACACAGUUAAUGAUACAGGACCGAGGUUUCUGGUUUCCUUUUUGAUCUCCCUCUUGCCAAUUCUAUUGGCCAAAUAGGUAGCUGAGAGCAGAUGACGGGAUUUAGAGUGCCCAUCUAUUUAUGCCGUGCCAUCACCGGUGCACAGAAUCGAAUCAAAAAUACAGUUGAUGAUCUGAUUGUAAUAUUUUUUUUUGUGAAAAUAAUUACUGUAAUAUUUUGUUAGCCUAAAUUAAUGGCCUUUCUGAUAAAAUUUCACCAUUGCAUGUCUUCUAACUUUGAGAUUUCCAUUUAUUUAAAUUUGGUUUAUGAUGUUGACUGCGAUACAUUAUAUAUGAUGCUUUCAAUGCAAAACUUGGCAUAUGAGAUCCAUUCUUCUAAUUAAUACGAUAUGAUGUUUUGGGAGAUGUUACAUACAAACCUGAAAGAGAUCUUGAGUGUCAUGAAAGUAGUUUUGCAUCAUUUAUUGUAUACUUUUUUUUGUAUACAACUGUUUCUUUCAAAGUUUUUUG
Molecule: messenger RNA, 2376 nt
Organism: Abrus precatorius (Indian licorice)
Lineage: Eukaryota; Viridiplantae; Streptophyta; Magnoliopsida; Fabales; Fabaceae
Product: TBCC domain-containing protein 1-like
Exons: 9
Coding region: 146-1846 (566 amino acids)
Source: RefSeq, a predicted model, not a curated record